UCCUGCGCAUAAUGGAGCUGAUUGAAGGCGCUAUAAGCCAUAUAAAGGGCAGCUCUCUGUUCCCGACGCGCCACACUCGGAGCGACGGCAGGCGGGAAUCGAACACUCGGCAUGUGGGAGCAGCGGGCAGCUGUGACGGUCUUCACCCUGAUGGUGUGUGUGUGGGGCGGUGUCGCGGAGGACUGCUCUUACGUGAGUCUCUUCAAACACCUGAACCUGAACAAUAAGACGGACUCCCAGGUGCACCUCCGGCCUGUGAGGAACUGGACCACCCCGACGGUGGUCAGGGUCAACAUGGUGGUGUACGGCAUCAUUGAAGUGAACGAGAAGGCCCAGACCUUCACUGUUCAGACCUGGCGUUCAACAGAAUGGAAGAAUGAAUUUCUCAGCUGGGACCCCAAACGUUUCUGUGGCAUAUGGGUCAUGGGGGUCCCAAGAGGAAUGAUGUGGGUGCCAGAUAUUUACAUCCAGGAAGAUACCUCGGACAACGGUGCUACCCUCUACUCGCGCCACCUCCAGCUGUUCUUCGACGGUUCUGUCACCAGUAUGGCUAAGGGGGAGUUGAAGGCCAUCUGCCAGAUGAACCUGUACCGAUUCCCCGUGGACGUCCAGCGCUGCAACAUCAGCUUUGGCCCAUUCUCCCACUUCGGAAUUGCAAUCACCCAAUUGUCCGACGGCACGUUCCUGACAAAUCUAUCUGAGACUCACAUGGCCACCAAUGGGGAGUGGGAGAUGACCAGAAUCGCCGUCUACUCUGGGUUUGACACGUAUAAUGAAAUCAAAGUGCCUAGACUCAAUUACCAGAUCACCCUGAAGCGCAGGCCCAUGCUGUACAUCAUAAACUGCAUCCUGCCGCUCUUCUACUUCCUGAUGCUGGACGUGGGGACGUUCUUCAUCAGCGAGGCCCGGGGGGAGAAGCUCUCGCUCAAGGUCACCCUCCUGCUGUCCAUCUCCGUGCUGCUGCUCAUCCUCCAGGACAUCCUGCCCUCCACCUCGGACCAGCUGCCCCUGAUAGCUCUGUACUCCAUCAUUAUCUUCAGCCUGAUGGCGCUUAGUCUGAUGGAGGCCAUGUUGGUCAGCUUCCUGAUUGACUUGGACAGCUGCCCCGCCAAGCCUGAACCCGCCCCAUCCUGUGUUGUCACGGAGACCCAGGUGGAAGCCCCCCAAGCAGAGCCCAGAGAAGAGAAACCAGAGGAGGAGCAGGGGGAGAAGGAGGCGCAUCAGGACCUCUUCCUGCUGAAGCUUAUCCUGAAGGAAGUGAAGAGUGUGCGACAGGAAGUGCCCUCUGAGGUCUCUCCGGGGGACAGAAAGUUGGGUUUCUAUAGCCGGCUGGCCGUGAAGAUCGACGUCACCUUCUUCUGGGUCUACGUGAUCGCCAACGUGCUGUUUCUCGUCUACAUCUUCGCUUUGUGGUCAUUGGUCUGACCGCAAGAGUUUACGUAGACAUGUAUUCGAUAUAUACUUAUUUAAAUGUAGAUUUUAUUCCAUCACUGCAAGUACGUUAUUAC
Molecule: messenger RNA, 1508 nt
Organism: Gadus chalcogrammus (walleye pollock)
Lineage: Eukaryota; Metazoa; Chordata; Actinopteri; Gadiformes; Gadidae
Product: 5-hydroxytryptamine receptor 3A
Exons: 9
Coding region: 112-1425 (437 amino acids)
Biological process (GO): signal transduction; chemical synaptic transmission; regulation of membrane potential
Cellular component (GO): synapse; membrane; neuron projection
Molecular function (GO): neurotransmitter receptor activity; extracellular ligand-gated monoatomic ion channel activity; transmembrane signaling receptor activity
Source: RefSeq, a predicted model, not a curated record